Molecule: messenger RNA, 4479 nt
Organism: Anguilla rostrata (American eel)
Lineage: Eukaryota; Metazoa; Chordata; Actinopteri; Anguilliformes; Anguillidae
Product: zinc finger protein 181-like
Exons: 3
Coding region: 1195-2694 (499 amino acids)
Biological process (GO): regulation of transcription by RNA polymerase II
Cellular component (GO): nucleus
Molecular function (GO): RNA polymerase II cis-regulatory region sequence-specific DNA binding; zinc ion binding; DNA-binding transcription factor activity, RNA polymerase II-specific
Source: RefSeq, a predicted model, not a curated record
UGUCAGUUAACGUUAGCUAGUCAGCUAAAAUAUUUUGGUUAACCAGUGCGGAUAUGCUUAAUUUUAAUGUAUAAACGCAUUAGCUCUCAACCUAUGUUUGUCGGAAACGCGAUUAGCUUUUUAUUUGAGUGUCAGCCUUUGAUAGGUGGACGGUUUUUCUUCUCUUUAAUGGGUAAAAGAAAGGGCCUUUGUGGGUCGCAAGCUGGUGAGAUGGAAUUGGUGGUCUAACCGCUAGCUGACUGGCGAUUUAAGUUCAACAUUUAUAUUUAGGAUAGUUUGUUGACUAGCUAGUUGGCUAGCUGUAACAAAUAACGUAGUCUAGCUAACGUUAACAGGUCUGUGAAAAACUAGGUGUGAUUGCUGACGAGCUACAGUGCUUGUUUUGGGAACGAAUGUGUUUAACUAGCUAGACUCGCUAUGGUGGAUUACUUCAUAACGUUACCCGUACGAUGUGAUUUAAAGCGGCUUUUGACAGCUGUAUUUCUCGUUACUUAACCGGGUUUUAACAUGAAUAUGGACGCAACGAGGCUUAAAUGUGUUCCCCCCACGUUUUGUAAGGAUGAUUUUUCGCUAACGUUACCCGUUUCCUGCCGCUGAGUGAUGCUGUUUUCUUGUUUGCAAUCGAUAAAAAAAUUGUUUCAUAGCUGGCUAACUUAGCUAGUUUUCACGGUGCGACCCCAGCUCUAUCUAGAUUGCUAUGAAACUUGCGUGAGGUGAAGUUAGCUAGUAGCUGACUGCUCGACUCGGCAGUAACUUUCUGGUGGGAAUGUAACGCUAGAUUUGAUAGCUACAACGCUAACUAGAAAUGCAUCAGGCGACACAUUUAGCUCCUAAUCUUUUGUAACAUGUUGACAUAGCUUUGACAAGCUAAUCAUUGAUUGGUGUGUGUCUGUGUCGAUGAAUGUUUCCAUUUGACUUGCAUUGUAGUUAAAAACAGUAGUUUAAAACACACAAAUUACCACGUUAAAACAACACCCUACGCUAGGUAAACAAUUAGCCCGGAAGCUGUUUGCGAGGAAACUUGGAGGAAACGCUCUGGCUUGUUUUUAUUUCUUUAAACCAAUCAAGCCCAGGAUGCAGCGACGGUGCCCUUGCACUAAGUAGUUGGCUGUGACCCCCCAUUAAACUCAGAGAAGACGAAGAACUUGUUUUGGUGGAACAUUUGCACGUGGAGAGGCGAGCCCUGGCAUUAAAAUGGCUAAAUCCCCACAAAAGAAAACGCCACAUAAAACAGUAGAAGACGUAUGUCGACUAUGUGAUACGACUUUUACUGAUAAAAAAAACAAACAUAACUUGAUCAUCGGUGCCCUAGAGGCGAAGCCUGCCUAUACUUUAGCUCUGGAGGAGCUCACUGGACUCGUUAAAACCACAGACGAUUUAAUAGCUGUAUGUAGCUCUUGCAGAACGUUAUUAAACCGAUAUCACAGAAGCUCGUGUGAAGUGGAACGGAUUGGUACAUUGGUCAAGUCACUGGCGCAUGCCGCUGCCAGAGUUAAAAGAUGUGCCAAAUCAACUCCGACUGACGAUGGCCGUGUCAGAAAACGAAUCAACAUCGGGCAUGAGAGUCUUGCGAGACGGAGUCUGGGCUUUUCCGAGUGUGCAAGCAAAGAGGAAAGAAGACCUGAAUCACUUGCCAUUAAAAAGGAGAAGUUUGAAGAAGAGUUGGAGAGCAGUGAUCCACAGGGCGGACUACAUCUCAGUGAAGAGAGACCUGUGGAACCAGCUGUUGAAAGGGCUCUCAUUGCAGAACCACAGACUGAACCUACAAUAGACACAGAGGAGCUCACUGAGCAGCACAGCACCAGACACAGUGUUUGGGAAGAUGGCACACUGGACACUGUUCUCAAGGCAGAACCAGAUAAUGAGACUAUAAACCUCCUGGAUGCAGGCUCUGAACACACAGCAGGGAGGCAGGACAUUUUGGACGAGCACGUCAUGUACAAGAGAGCGGGCCAACUGGACACUUUCUACACGCGGGGGUUUGCUGAAAAAGAGACCGCGAGUGCAGCGUGCUCUUACGCGACUCCGCCGGACUCCGCAAGCUUUCCAGGUAGCUCGGAUUUACAGCCCAUCCUCUCUGCAGGGAACGGCAAGACGCUUCCCACGUGGAACAAGAUGGCAGCGUCUGAAGCGGUCCACACACAGCACAGGCGCUACAGACAGGACCGGCGGCGGGAGCGGCUGCAGCUGGCCAACGUGCCGUUUCCGCCCCAGGCCCAAAUGGCUGCGCCAGAGGACACGGGUCCCAAACCCAGGGGCCCAGAUGUGAACAGAUGGGCCCCUUGCGAUGACCGCUUCACCAAAUCCAAAAGCAUGAAGGCCCCUUACCGAGUCGGCACGACGAGGAGAAAGCUGUUCAUCUGUACGUAUUGCGGGAAGAGCCUAGCUUGCCUGAAAAACCUUAAAACGCACCUGAGGGUUCACACCGGAGAAAAGCCAUUCAGUUGCGCACAGUGCGGGAAGCGCUUCGCCGAUUCCAGCAACCUGAAGAGGCACCAGAGCGUCCACACGGGCGAGAGGAAGUACGGGUGCACGCACUGCGGCAAACGCUUUGCCCAGUCUGGGUCGCUCAAAGUACACCAGAACGUCCACACGGGACACAGGCAGUACAUCUGUGCCCAGUGCGGGAAGACCUUCCUUUCUUCUAGUCAUCUCAAGAGACACGUGACUGUUCACGCUGAAGAACAAUUGUAACCUUUUGGAACUGCGAGGAACGAGUUUGCUCAGCAGUCUCGAUAUCCUGUAAUGGUCAAGUUUCACCGAGACCAUUUAGGUGCGCUUGAUUCGGAGUUGACAAGCUGUAAUUUCUUUAUUUUCAACCACGUGCUUGCUCUGGACAUUUUCAUCCUAAAGGAUUUCUUCAAGCAGACCAUUCCAGUACAAAAAUAAAGAAAUUGUGUACUAAUUAUGAGGACCUGCAUGGUGCUUAUGGCCAUGCCACAGAGAAUACAGAUCCUCUCUGCAUAUUAAUCUCUGUUAUUAGGGUGCAUAUUACACAUCAGUGGUGCUGCAGAGGUUUUUAGGGUGUUAUUGGCACAGUCUGUGUCCACAAGGUGACCAGUGAAGUUGCUGAAAAAAGGUCCUAAUUUCAAUAAUCUAAUAGUGUCAUUCUAUCAAUUUUGUAUUGUGCUCGUUUUGUUGAAGUUUGUGUCAACAAAAUUGGGACAAUAGUCUGAAUAUUAUCCAACAGAACUUGGUGGAUAAACAUUUGUUUUUUUAUUUAUAUUCUUUUAAUGAACUUGGUAUUGCAUGCUGUUCCUGCCACUAACACCAACAUGUUAGUCAAGCACUCUGGAAAGUCUACAAAUUUGAAAUGUGUAGGAACCCUGCAGUGAUGAACAAGUCCCUUUAAACAUAAUUUUGAUCAGGCCAUUUUCAGAUAUUUAUAAUGGAGUGAGAUUCACGUGUACUUAUUGACGUCCGAAUAGGUUUUGAAUAGCUAAUGACCAUAAAUCUUACAAAUUGCAUACAUAUGGACAUUAAAUAAUGCAGUAGUUCAAAUUGUCUGUCCUUAGUUUUGGUGGAUCUUGCGACAUUUGCGGUAACUGGUGUUCGCAAAAGUUAGCUUUCAUACUCCUAGAGUUUUCCCACAAUGGAGUUCCAUUCAACUGGAGUUCCAUUCAAAACAAAGCUAUUACAAGGUGCACAUUGUGUGCUUAGUUUUCUUAGGAGAUAAUCACGCUGUACCAUAUGUUGGAGAAAGAAGACUGCCCACAGGCAACCAACAGUGUCAUCUGACAGGGUAAUAUUGAGCAACAUAUCAAACCUAAUUUUAAAGACGCUUUUUAGGUUUUGGACACUUGCUCUUUUGCAUUCGGCAUGCAAGUUCUUUUGAGUGCAUUUUUUUUUGCAUUUCAAUACUUGGUGGAAUUGUUGGACCCAACAUCACUAGUGGAAAAUAGCAUAUAGAGGAGCAGAUACAGAAUUCAAACACAUUGCAUCGAUAUUUCUACAAAAAUGGCAUUGUAUGAAAUAUGGCGGUUUUUAAUAUGGAAAAAUUAAGGAUUGACACUAAUGUUAGAUAUGUAUUUUGCCUCAAACAUACAAUGUAGACUUCAAAGGACACUGAGGUCACUGGGGGACCUGUUGUGCCAAAGGGAAGAAAAAUGCAUGGUUGAAAGAAAGCUGAUAUUAAAACGAUUGCAUAGCAUGACCAACUGAAUCAUUUAAAUGUUCUUUUCAUAAUUGUAUAUAUUAUUUCAUAGCCUCUGGAUGUCAGUAUUUAUGAUGGUUAACAUUUAUACAGUGUAUGUGUGUGUUUGAGUGGAGGGAUGCAUUAUUUUCUACAAGAAGGAAAAACAUGCCCUCCUUCCCAUUGCCCCCAUUUUGCAUGGGGCUUGACAUUUCCCUACAGAAAAACAUUGCAAUAAACUUGAAAUAUCCAUUCUUUAAAUGUCCUAUUUCAAUUUCAAUCCAUUGCCCCUAAUCUAUACAAAGAGCUCUGCAAUAAAGCUGUUAACACUGCGGCAUUACAUUUCA